AAUAUGUUUCUUUUUGUGUUGAGUAUUCCACUUAACUUUAUUUUGCUGAAUCACUUGUGUCUCUUAGUCAACAUAUUAUUUAGACAAAUGUCGUUGUAUUUCUCAAAUUUGUUAAAUGGUAAUUUUUUUAUACCGUUGACAAAUACUCGUCUCUCAAUGAGAACACAAUAUAUCCGACACAUUACCAUGUAUUGGAAUCACUAAUUGAAUAUUGACCGUUUUACCUUGUUUAGAAGUAUGUCACAAACAAGUAUUUGUUGCAUGAAUAUGUCAUUGAUAUCUGCAUUAAAAGUAGCUAUGAACUUGUGGUCAAACCAUGGAAACUUUUUUUCGCUUUUGGAGUCUGAGAUAAUGUAAUAGAUUGGUUGAUAUCUUAUCUUGAAAAUGAGCAUCCAAGAAUCUGUAGAUGGUCGGUCAAGUUAUUUGGAAGAUAACAUCAUUGAAUUGGAAAAAAUGUUGAAAGAAGAAAGGAACGUGUCAGAAGAAAAGGAGAAUAUGUUGAAACGAGAAAACAAAAGAUUAGAAGAAAAAGAAAGAGCCUUGGAAGAAAAAAAGAAACAAUUGGAUGAAAACAGGAAGCAAUUGGAUGAAAAUAAGAAACAAUUGGAUGGAAGAGAGAAACGAGUGGUUGAAAAAGAGAAACGAAUGAAUGAAAGAGAGAAACGAAUGGAUGAAAGGGAAAAACGAAUGGAUAAAAGGGAGAAACGAAUAGAUGAAAGAGAGAAACGAUUUGAUGAAAGAGAGAAACGAUUUGAUGAAAGAGAGAAACGAUUUGAUGAAAGAGAAAACGAAUGGAUGAAAGAGAGAAACGAUUUGAUGAAAGAGAAAAACGAAUGGAUGAAAAAGAGAAACGAACAGAUGAAAAAAAGAAACAAAUGGAUGAAAACGACAAACGAAUGGAUGAUAGAGAGAAACAAAUGGAUGAAAAAGAGAAACAAUCCGAUGAAAAAGUAAAACGAUUGAAUGAAGAGGUUAAGCAACUAAACAAAAAACUAAAUGAAUCGAAAGGAAAGGAUAAGACAAAAGGCAACAUUCUGGAAAAACCUAACAAUGUAUUCAAAGGAAAAGAAAAUGAAU
Messenger RNA from Xenia sp. Carnegie-2017, 1077 nucleotides. RefSeq names its product trichohyalin-like. The transcript has 2 exons. Lineage: Eukaryota; Metazoa; Cnidaria; Anthozoa; Malacalcyonacea; Xeniidae. The coding region runs from base 385 to 954 and encodes 189 amino acids. The record is from RefSeq and is a predicted model, not a curated record.